AUUUUUAAGCGUUAUUCGGUUCUGGUGGAGCUAACCGGAGUUAUGGCUGAUGGACGAGUCGCACCGGCGAUAGGAGUAGCGCCUGCAGCAACCACCCCUCGGUUUCUUAGCAUCUUUAAGCGUGUCGGGGAAAAAUAACCUUACAACAUUCAUGCAGGGUAUGAUGUAAUACCGAUGCUAACACCGAUCGUUCUAAGAACUUUAAUGCAAGAUGCAAGGAGAUAUGCUUCUCUCCGAAGGUCUAGUUCGAAAACCUCGGGUAUAUAUAGUUAGGUCUGUUCGUCUUCAAUAAUGGUUUCAUUCUCGGAAUAUCGUCAAGAGCUACACUUCUGAUACAUUUCAUAUCUACAACUUCAAAUACACAUCUCUUUCAUUAUAAAAACCAGCACAGCUCCACUUCACCCAUCUCUUACAAUGGCUGUUUGGUUUAUCAGCGGAUGCUCGUCAGGCUUCGGCGACCAAAUUGCUCGACAAGCCCUCGCUCGCGGUGAUAAAGUCGUCGCCACUGCUCGCAAUGCAUCAAAGCUCAGUGAACUCAAGAAACUCGGCGCUCUGACGCUCUCCCUCGACAUCACCUCCCCCGACGACGUGAUCCAGAAGGUCGCCAAAGAUGCCAUUGACGCCUAUGGCUCAAUCGACUAUCUAAUCAACAAUGCCGGCUACAUCUUAGAAGCAGCCGUCGAGGAAGCAAGCGAUGCCGAAAUCCGCGCUCAAUUCAGCACAAACUUUUUUGGCCAUGCCGCCGUAAUUCGUGCGGUGUUGCCAUACAUGCGCGCGGCCAAGAAAGGGGUCGUUGCGAACCUAGGGUCUAUUGCUGGAUGGCACAGUGAUGCUGGGUACGGAUAUUACAGCGCAUCCAAGAUGGCUCUCGUGGGUAUCACUGAGGCACUACGCCAGGAGGAGGCUCACCUAGGUAUCCAAGCCGUGAUGAUCGAUCCAGGGUAUUUCCGCACGAACUUCCUGGGUUCGGACGCGAAGAUCCAGAGCAAAACUGUCAUUGACGAUUUGAGGCCUAUGAUGGACCCAGUUAGGGAUAUGCUGGUCAAGGUCAAUCGAAACCAACCUGGUGAUCCGGUUAAGGGCGCGGCAGUUAUCAUUGAGGUAUUGACUCUCACGGGUCGUGCUUCAGGGAAGAAGCUUCCCCUGAGGUUGGCACUUGGGAGCGAUGCAGUUAAAGUAAUUGCCGGUGUUCAGGCUAGGCAAGCUAAAGAGUUGGAGGAAUGGGCGGAUAUAGUGAAGACUACGGACCAUGAGGAUUAGACGGCGAAUACUGGGUUAGGGUUGGGGGCGAAAGGGUUGAAACUGGGACAUGUUCAAAACAAUUAGAUUAAUA
Molecule: messenger RNA, 1333 nt
Organism: Pseudogymnoascus verrucosus
Lineage: Eukaryota; Fungi; Ascomycota; Leotiomycetes; Thelebolales; Thelebolaceae
Exons: 1
Coding region: 415-1260 (281 amino acids)
Molecular function (GO): oxidoreductase activity
Source: RefSeq, a predicted model, not a curated record